AUGAUUAAAACCGAAGAACAUAUGGAAACGGCUUCUUCCAUGGUGGAUGCUAGUGAGGAGCAAGGGAUUAUCGUUGGUGGUGGUGGUGGUAGUAAUCCUUCCGGUGGUUACCACUAUCGCCCUCUUUCGUCAAACAUCGUAAUGGCUUCCGCGCACAUCAUAGAGAAUCCGGCCCUGCAGCAGCAACAGGACGACGGACGGAACUGUGGUCCAAUGAUGACCCACCCCUAUCAUCACCAUUCUUCGUUUCAUCAUCACGUCCAGCCGGUGUCGCAUCACCCGCAGGCCCACGGCCAUUUCCAACCUCACCAUCAGCAUCAUCACCUGCACCAGCAGCACGGGCAAGGUAUCGACGUGAAGGACGAGAUGGACGACCGUAACGUAUCGCCGCCGGGCAUCGGUGCGGUGGCGUAUCCGGGCAGCCUGGAACUAAAGCUCGAAGGUGACAGUGGCAAGAUAUCGUCGAUGUAUCAUCAUCACCAUCAUCCCCAUCAUGCGUUCGACAAGCUGCCCUCCUACUACAUCAACCACCGUUCGCCGUACCUUAUCUCGCAGAUAAACGAUCCCGAGCUGCCUGCGGGGGAUAGUGCCGGACCGGGCGCGGAAUGUCUCCGUGGCGCUCCCGGUGCCUACCUGCUGGAAAGCUCGAUCAAUACGCUCAAACUGUCCGGGGAAUCGAUGGGAGCGGGCUCUCCCUCGGUAAUGAUGAGCUACGGAGGAGAUCUGGCGAUCGGAUCGCUGGUGGGGCAGCAACGGUCACGCAGCAAUGGCAGCAGCGCUAGUGCUGGCAAUGUGUCACCAACUUCCUCCACGAUCGUUACGAAUCCGUUCGUAGUGCAGCAACAGCAACAUCAGCAACAUCAGCAGCAUCAGCAACAUCAGGAUCAACAGCACCACACGCAGCAUUAUCAUCUGCACGCGCACCACCAACAGCUGCACGAAUCCGGCGGUCUGAGCGAUUCCGUCGGUAGUGUCUGCACGAGCCAACGCACCGAGAACAACGCCGUCGGGAUGGGCGGUGGCCAGCAGCAUUCGGUACAAGCGACCAGCAGUACAAGCGGUGGCCACAUAACGAUAGCGGACGUGUCGCUUCACCUGCCCAAAUCCACAUCCGUAUCACCGGUGUCCCAUCUUGGAUCACCGUGCUCCACAUCGAUCACUCCUCCGGUCUCGGUGGCGAGUUCCACCGGUGGCACGAAUGCCAGUCGGAAAAGUGGAACCAGCACCAGCAAUGGAACGAACGGUGGUGGUGAGCAACAGCUCAGCAGCACGACGGGAAAUGGAACAACCGGUGGUGGUGGAGGUGGUGAAGGACAGAAGAAACCGAACGGAGGCCGUCGGCAGGAGAAGCCACAGCUUAGCUACAUCAACAUGAUCGUGAUGGCGAUCAAGGACUCACCGCACCGGCGUCGAACGUUGAGUGAAAUCUACAAGUAUCUGCAAUCGAAGUAUGAAUUUUUCAACGGAGAGUACAACGGUUGGAAGAACUCGGUUCGACACAAUCUCAGCCUGAACGAAUGCUUCAAGAAGCUGCCGAAGGAGUGUGGCAAACCGGGCAAGGGUCACUACUGGACGAUCGAUGCAUCCGCCGAGUAUAUGUUCGAGGACGAGGGUAGCUUACGGCGCCGCCCGCGUGGCUUUCGGCGAAAGCAGCAGCUGAAGGGGUACGGUGCCGGCAGUGCCUUCUAUCCGGCCGGUAACACCGGGUACGAGCUGACCGAACUGUCCGGCGGUUAUCUGUCGCAACCGUACGGUGGUUAUGCGGACUAUGCCAGCAUUCCACCUCCCGCGUCGGUCAUCGGCCAAGGACCGACGGGUAGCAGCGGAGGUGGUGGCAGCGGUGGAGGUGGAGGACAUCAAACGGGUGGCUAUCCGGAGACACAUUCAUCGGCAACCGGUACCACUUCCUGGCACUAUCCGGCCGUGGAUGGUUUGAGCCAGUAUUCGAAGAUAACCCACACGUCGCUGCACGAACAGGCGCUACAGACGCCGGGAUCGCCCGGACAGCAAACGACCGGAGCGGGUGUGCUGGAGUAUGGCAAUUACGCGUUCACCAAUGCGGCAUCACCGUACGGACUCGAUGCUGGUUUAAAAAUAGCCUCUCUCUCACAAAUGGCGCCUCCACCUGUCUCAGUUCCGACCUCCUCAACACCAACCGGAUCGUCAACAGCGGGCACGACACCAUCCCACAACACUGGCGGCUCCCCAACGCUGGGUUCCAUGAUCCUUGCGAGUUCGGGCCCAAUGGCGGGCAACAAUGAAGCACAAACGAGCGUUGUGAUCGUUGGAAGUGGCGUGACGGAAAGCGAAGGCCCUUCGAUGGACUGUAAAGCGGACGUGUACGGCGCCGUAACUGUCGGCCAUUCGAUGCUUGCCAAUGGAACCUCACCGGGCGGUGGAACGGUCUCGAGCACUGCAGGGCAACUGCAUCAACACAACCUAAACGGUGGUGGCCAUCAUCAUCCUCAUGCUCACCUGCAAACGCAUCACCAUCCCGGGCAUCACUCGCAUGCGCCCCAUCAUUUGCAUCACCACCAUCAUAGCAACCAUCUUAAUCUGGCUGCGCCGUACUGAAACCCGCGAUGAUCGCCAUGGCGAACGAUGAUGAUGGCCCAGGUGAGACCCGGUCGGCCAUCUUGAAUGUGAAUAAUGGAACGCAGGUGAAUGAGAGAAAGAGAGAGAUAGACAGAAAGGGAAACGAAGCGAGUGAGUGAGAUACAAUGGAAGACAUACACAUGGGGUGGGAAAAAAGGCGUUACAGAAAAAU
Messenger RNA from Anopheles moucheti, 2767 nucleotides. RefSeq names its product forkhead box protein biniou. Gene Ontology annotation, cellular component: nucleus. Gene Ontology annotation, biological process: animal organ morphogenesis; regulation of transcription by RNA polymerase II. The transcript is spliced from 3 exons. Bases 1 to 2574 code for a protein of 857 amino acids. Lineage: Eukaryota; Metazoa; Arthropoda; Insecta; Diptera; Culicidae. The record is from RefSeq and is a predicted model, not a curated record. Gene Ontology annotation, molecular function: DNA-binding transcription factor activity, RNA polymerase II-specific; RNA polymerase II cis-regulatory region sequence-specific DNA binding.